Xenopus tropicalis (tropical clawed frog) is the source of this 886-nucleotide messenger RNA. RefSeq names its product trypsin. The transcript has 5 exons. The record is from RefSeq and is a predicted model, not a curated record. The coding region runs from base 61 to 792 and encodes 243 amino acids. Gene Ontology annotation, cellular component: extracellular region. Gene Ontology annotation, biological process: proteolysis. Lineage: Eukaryota; Metazoa; Chordata; Amphibia; Anura; Pipidae. Gene Ontology annotation, molecular function: hydrolase activity; serine-type endopeptidase activity; peptidase activity.
UUUGGGUAUAAAUACCAGAGGUUCCUACUGUAGAACAUCCACUUUGGCCACAUCUCAACCAUGAAACUUCUCCUGAUCUGUGUGCUCCUGGGAGCCGCCGCUGCCUUUGAUGAUGAUAAGAUCAUUGGAGGUGCCACCUGCGCCAAGAACUCUGUGCCCUACAUCGUCUCCCUGAACGCUGGCUACCAUUUCUGUGGUGGGUCCCUGAUCAAUAACCAGUGGGUCGUGUCUGCCGCUCACUGCUACCAAGCGAGCGUCCAGGUCAGGCUGGGGGAACACAACAUCGCCGUAAGUGAAGGAACCGAGCAGUUUAUCAACUCUGCCAAGGUCAUCAGACAUUCUGGCUACAACUCCAGGACCUUAGACAAUGAUAUCAUGCUGAUCAAGCUCUCCUCUGCUGCCUCCCUCAAUUCUGCCGUCAACGCCGUGGCUCUGCCUUCUAGUUGUGCCGCCGCCGGUACCAGCUGCCUGAUCUCUGGCUGGGGGAACACUUCCGCCAGUGGCUCCAAUUACCCCAACCUCCUGCAGUGCCUGAAUGCCCCCAUCCUGACCACCGCCCAGUGCUCAGGAGCCUACCCCGGGCAGAUCACCAACAACAUGUUCUGUGCCGGAUUCCUGGAGGGUGGCAAGGACUCCUGCCAGGGUGACUCUGGUGGCCCCGUUGUGUGCAAUGGACAGCUGCAGGGUAUUGUGUCCUGGGGUAUCGGCUGUGCCCAGAGGAACUACCCCGGUGUGUACACCAAGGUCUGCAACUACAACUCCUGGAUCCAGAGCACCAUUGCUGCCAACUAAUCCUUUAACUUAUUGGGAAGUCUCAGUUUUGGUUCUGAUUCUGUGGAACAAAUAGAACUUGAAUAAGGAUGAAAUAAAUGAUUUAUUAAGUCUA